UGCCGCCAACACCGGCGAACGAAUGGUGCGAAAAAGUGGCGUUUAAAUUUGUGUAUCCAUACCUAGAGAUAUUUUAAAGUGUUCUGAAAAUGUGCAUGCAAGCUUCGCGAUCCAAUCGUUAGAUUCAAGCUAGAAAAUGAUUCAAAACGAAAGCAACCGUGCACAGCAAACGAAGCAGCGAUUCGUUCGCGAGUACAACAUCAAGGUGCUUGACGAGUGGCUGUCCGGAUGCGUGUCGUUCUGUUUGCAGGAAAAUCCGAAAAUAUCCAACGAAAGCCUUUUCCAGUUCGCCUUCAGUCAAUGGCUGCUGGCAGAUCUGAACGAGGUUGGUGUAGGUGCGUUUGCGCCUGGAUUAGAGGAGACAAUAGACUCCCAUAUGCUGACCGGGACGUUUCCUGUCCAGAUGCAAUAUUUACUAGACAUCUCUGAACCUGCCUACGAGCAGUGGAGGAACUUGUACGACAAAAAGCUCGAUGAGGCGGAGGAUGAAGUACAAAUGAGAAGGAGUCAAGCGCCCCAAACAAAAAAGCGUCGUAUGCUAAAACUUGAGCUUACCGAUGGAAAACAAACAGCCAUAGCUAUGGAGCACACGGCUAUCCGGUGCCUGAACACAAAGCUAGCCCCUGGCGUGAAGCUCCUUCUCUCCGGGCCGAUACGUUGCGUUAACAGGGUGCUAUUUUUGGAGUCGAAAAACUUGCGCGUCCUUGGUGGGGAAGUCGAUAUUUUACUGAUAAGCAAUGCGUACGAAAAUGUGCUACUGCGAGCGCUAAAUAAGCCAGCCAACCCGAACCCCAAGAUCGACUAUGAAGAGCCGGAGGUUGUUGAGAACAAACACCGUCCAAACCAUACCAACAUUCAGCCGGUUCCGAUGGAAAACUAUCGUGUUGUUGGGCACGACGAACGGAAGAAUGUGGUAAACAAAACGCCCCCGUUGGUGGUGGAUGACGUGGACGAUGAUUCGCUGCUCAUGGGCAUUGAUUUGGAUGCGGUCGAAGCUAGCCAGUCGCGGGUCGCUCCGGUUAGCAAACCGGAACAAGUCGCUUCUAUAAGUACGCUGAUGGAUGACGACGAAUUGGAUGAUAUCGUACAGCAAGUCGAGGUGCCGGACGAUCCCGAGGUUAUGGAUCAGCAGGUGUCCUCAACGAAACAUUCCCAACCGUCCCCGAAGCCCCGUGUAACCGGUUUCGUAAAGCCAACGUUUGAUGAACCGUUGGACGACGAUUUCGACCUGAUGAAUUCGUUGGAAAAUCAAAUUCAAAGCGAAUUUCAUGGCUUUCAAUCAGAACCACCAGCGGUGCAGCUGGCCCCUCCAAUGGCGAAGAAAAGUCGGGUUCUAGAUGACAAGUUUGUCACACCGUUGCAGUCGGCCAGGAAAACCCCUGCAGCUCCGCAACCUCCUAGCAGUUCCUUCCAAUCCAAUAUGAAUCACCAUAAGAACCCCGUAUCACCUCAGCCAUCCUCGAGCAAGAUGUUCCAUCGGUUCAGUGCGUCAUCACUUUUUGAAGACAGCAUGGACUACGCGGAAGCGGAGGAACCCUCCCUUGCAACCGCAAACAUUACUUCGCCAAACUAUACAUUCCGCAUUGAUGGCACAAAUUUGGCCACGCUCGAUCAGAUUGCCUCCCUUUCAGAGGAUAAGCUAGGUGGUGCCUCGUUCGUUGUGUACUGCGAGGUUAGUGCCGUAACCGACCAGCCACGUAUACGUAAGGAACGUUGGCACCUUACGAUCGUACUGACGGAUCAAUCGGAGCAGCAUCUUUCAGUCCGGUUGCACAACGACGUGAUAGCGAAACUGGUCCGGCAUGACGCAGGGGAACUGAUGCGGAAGCAUAAAACUGAUCGCGAGGGCGUGAUGAAGUUACUCGAUACUAUUCUGGUCGAGUUCAAAGAGCUGCUGCAGGAAAUUAAGUGCUUCUGGCGUGUGGUGUACCCUUCAAAAACUGGCGAUUCGGAGCUUCCCGUGGUGAUGGAGUCGUACGAAAUGAACGACGAACGAGGGUCCAUAUUGUUGGACAAGAUUAUCAAGGAAAACUGUAGCCAGCUAAGGAAAAUGCUAUGAAAAGUGCCGGUCAUCGUGUGCUGUUCGAAUGAUGAAAUGAAAACGAAAUGAAAUGAGUCGAUUCACCCGAUUACCUUAAAAUAAGAAAUUAUUGUCCAUUUUUAUUCACUUUUAAAAAUUAAGGCACGAUAACAGUUUUCAUUCGGACGAUUACAAACAUACUUAUUAUCACAUUCGUACUGCAUAAGCAUAUAGAAACAUGGAAAAACGAUUUAAAAAAAAACGGGUCAAAGACAGCGUUGUCCAUGCAACCGUCACCGGGCGA
Messenger RNA from Anopheles coustani, 2324 nucleotides. Its product is annotated as recQ-mediated genome instability protein 1-like. The transcript is spliced from 3 exons. Gene Ontology annotation, biological process: resolution of meiotic recombination intermediates; double-strand break repair via homologous recombination. Gene Ontology annotation, molecular function: nucleotide binding. Lineage: Eukaryota; Metazoa; Arthropoda; Insecta; Diptera; Culicidae. The record is from RefSeq and is a predicted model, not a curated record. The coding region runs from base 137 to 2059 and encodes 640 amino acids. Gene Ontology annotation, cellular component: nuclear body; RecQ family helicase-topoisomerase III complex.